GCAAAGUUUGUUUUGAUAGAUGUUAGAUUCGAACUUCUCGUUUAUUUUUUGUUUUGUUGCUCUAUUCAAAUCCUGUUAUCAAACUUAUUUCUGUGUCGAAAAUAGGCGGCAGUUAUAUUUGACUGUAUUUCACACCCCUCUGUCCUCAUGAUGGUUUUUUCCAUCAUGGACGCCAUUCACUGACGGUACUACCAGGUCUCUGUCUCACAGCACCAUGAGUGAGCUGAAGGAUUGUCCCCCACUUAAAUACUACGACUUCAAGCCAGUCGAACACGUCAAGGUAUGCCCCCGCUACACCACUGUGCUGGGCCGCUCAGAGGACGAUGGGAUCGGCAUUGAGGAGCUGGACACACUGCAGCUGGAACUGGAGACACUGCUGUCCUCAGCCAGCCGCCGCCUCCGAGCCCUGGAAGAGCAGAGACAGAUUCUUACAGACUGGCAGGACAAGAAGGGAGAUAAGCGCUUUCUAAAGCUGGGGAAAGAUCCAGACCCUGCUGCUACAUCUCGCCAGAAAUCAAAGAAGCAGAAGUUGGAUGGUAAAGGUGGUCAUGGGCAGGGUCCUGGCCCUGGCAGACCUAAAACCAAAAUGCCGCCUAAGGUCCAGGAGUAUGAAUUUACAGAUGAUCCACAAGACAUUCCCCGCACUCCUAAAAAUGAUGCUCCCAACAGAUUCUGGGCAUCAGUUGAGCCAUAUUGUGCUGAUAUUACAAAUGAAGAGAUACGAUUGCUAGAAGAGCUUCUGAAACCCCCAGAGGAUGAAGCAGAGUAUUUCAAAAUUCCAGCUCUGGGGAAACAUUACUCUCAGCGGUGGGCUCAGGAGGAUCUUCUAGAGGAGCAGAGGGAGGGUGCACGAGCCAACGACAAGAAGAAGAGCCUCAUGGGAGGACCGCUGUCUGAACUGGAUGCAAAAGAUGUGGACUCACUGCUGAAAAAGUCAGAGUCCCAACAUGAAUCUCCAGAGGACGGCUGUCCCUUUGGUCCUCUCACGCAGCGUCUGCUCCAGGCCCUUGUAGAGGAGAACAUUAUAUCCCCCAUGGAGGAUUCUCCUAUACCAGACAUUUCAGGGAGGGAUGCUAAUGAUGGCGCUGGGACGUCUCCUCGAAGCCAAGGAAAAGCUUUUAGUGUUCCUCACACACGUUCCCUGGAGGCACGGAUCAAAGAGGAGCUGGUAGCCCAGGGGCUGCUGGACUCUGAGGAGCGGCCUGGACCAGGAGGAGACUCUGAGGAUGAAGUCCUGGCAGAACUGCAGAAGAGACAAGCAGAGCUCAAAGCCCUGAGUGCUCACAACAGAGCUCGCAAGCAGGAGCUGCUCCGGUUGGCGAAAGAGGAGAUGCGCAAGCAGGAGCUGAGGCAGAGAGUCAGGGUGUCUGACAAUGAGGUGAUGGAGGGAUUUCGGCGAAUCAUGGCAGCCCGGCAGAAGAAACGCACUCCAACCAAGAAGGAGAAGGACCAGGCCUGGAAAGCACUGAAGGAGAGGGAAAGCAUCCUCAAACUACUGGAUGGAUAGAGGAAGCAACAGUUUGUGUCUGGUUUUUACCCAGAAAAAACACAGAUUAGGACAGCUGUGACAGCAGUUUGAUGGUCAGUGAACAACUGUGCUGGUGAUGAAUGAUACAGUUUGCUGCAGGUGUAUGUGAUUUGAGUAGGGACGUGUCGUAGUUUUUAUGUCUUGUACAAAAGAAAGCUAAAGUGAUCUGUAACACAGAGACUUUUUCCUCCUGUUUCAUUUUUUUCUUUGUCAGUGGAUUUUUUUUAAUGUUGCUUUUUAUUUUAUUUACCGUUGUAAUGUUAUGAAAACAACACACAUGAAUGCUUGAAUAAAUCAGUACCACUUAAAGACAA
Molecule: messenger RNA, 1842 nt
Organism: Lates calcarifer (barramundi perch)
Lineage: Eukaryota; Metazoa; Chordata; Actinopteri; Centropomidae
Gene: tada3l
Product: transcriptional adaptor 3 (NGG1 homolog, yeast)-like
Exons: 9
Coding region: 215-1507 (430 amino acids)
Biological process (GO): regulation of transcription by RNA polymerase II
Cellular component (GO): SAGA complex
Molecular function (GO): transcription coactivator activity
Source: RefSeq, a predicted model, not a curated record